This is a messenger RNA of Cryptomeria japonica (Japanese cedar), 2877 nucleotides long. RefSeq names its product probable receptor-like protein kinase At1g11050. The transcript has 2 exons. Gene Ontology annotation, molecular function: ATP binding; protein kinase activity. Gene Ontology annotation, biological process: protein phosphorylation. Bases 800 to 2665 code for a protein of 621 amino acids. Lineage: Eukaryota; Viridiplantae; Streptophyta; Pinopsida; Cupressales; Cupressaceae. The record is from RefSeq and is a predicted model, not a curated record.
UAAUGCUCUCCAUCAUCAUCUUCAAAGCUACUUACUCUUCACUACUUCCCCACCGUUGAAAAAAAAGAUUUGAAAUAUCUGUAUAUUGAUGAUGAUUGUGAGGUCUGAGUUUCAUUUUCGUGGUCUUCUGAUCUUUCAUAUUUCUUUUCAGCCGCUGAUCAGAGAAUUCCAAUGUCUUUUUCAUGGAGAGAACGCCUUCGGAGUAAUUACAAAGGAAAAUUUGAAAAUGUUACCUGAUCGGCCGUCUCUUAAGUACUGGUCGAAGGGCAUCUUUGACCAUGAUGAGGAGUUUACAGCCGCUACCUAGUUAUCCCAAAUGCUGCCCGGAAUUUAUACAGAAGAAUAUUAUAAUUAGUUUAAAAUCUUCUUAUUUUCCCAUUCUUACUUGAAAUCAGGAAUCCAGCCUCCAAGCUUUACUUUCAGGGUUUGAUUAGAGAGUAGAAAGUCGAAUUCAUAAUUACUUCUCAAGUCUUUCUAUUUUUCCAUUCUUACCUUCUUACCUUUAGACAGGAAUCCGCCCUCCAAGCUUUACUUUCAGGGUUUGAUUGCAGAGAGUAGAAAGACAAUGGAAUUCAUAUUUACUUCUAAAGUCUUUCUAUUUUCCCGUUCUUACCUCUAGACAAGGCAUCCCAAGCUUUACUUUCAGGGUUUAAUUACAGAGAGAAGAAAGACAAUGGAACUGAUCAUAAUUACUUCUGAAGUCUUGCCCUUUUCCUUUUCUUACCUUUAGACCAGGCAUCCGCCCACCAAUCUUUACUUUCAGGGUUUGGUUGCAGUGAGUAAAAAGACAAUUGCAAAGAUGCACAAGCUAAUUUGGCCAGUGUUGCUGCUACUUUUCAUAGUUGUGAAGGCAAAUUCCGCCUCCUGCCCGACGGAUUUCAAUUAUGUGAGUCAAAUAUUAUGGGACAAAUCCUCCUGCGAAUCUGUGGAAGCGGGCGACGGCGAUUGCUGCCAGACGCUGCUAAGUUUAUUCGGAGUAGGGUUAGCUCAGUAUCUCAAAGACUCAUCAAAUUUCGAAUUCCCCGACUACGCCUCAGCAAACGCCUGUGUAAAUUCAUUCCAGAGCCAAGUCGCUUCAGCAUCUGUUUCCCCUGCCUUGGUCACACAGUGCCUAAACGACACCUCCAUGUUUGUAUCCAGCCCCAAUCUUUGCAGCGGAAUACAGACUAAAAAGGACUGGCUUGAUCUUCUCGGAACGACUUCCAUCGACACGGCCUGCAAAGGGGAUUUGACCAGUUUGGCCUCAUGCGAUGCCUGCAAAGAGAGCGCACAGAUCGUGGUGAACAAAAUAUUAGGGAUCGAUAAAAAUGUCACGGCUGGGACGAGUCUCCAAUGCUUCUAUUUCGCCGUUAUUUAUGCGGCAGGCCUGGUAAAUGACUACGGCCCGAAGAACGACAAUACGGCCGCCUGCACCUUUGGCUUGACAUUAAAAGUCCAGGGUUCGAGUAACCGCGGGCACCUGGUUUUGAUCUGUUCGACAAUCACCUCUGCUGCGAUUUUCCUGGGGGUUUGUGCGGGUUUAGCGGUUUAUUUUCUCCGGGAGAAGAGAAAUCGAGAGGCAGUGCACAGGCGGUUCAUAAUGCGCAACCGGAGCCUGUUACAGACCACCGUGAGGCCCAACACAGGGGCAAUCUGGUUCAAAAUUGAUGAAAUUCGGGCCGCGACGGAGAAUUUCAGCCGGAGAAAUCUCAUUGGCCAGGGCGGAUUUGGCACUGUGUACAAGGGAACCGUUUCAGACGGUCAGAUCAUAGCCGUCAAGAGAAUAAAGAACUGUUCUCCAGAAGGGGACGCUGAUUUCUUGAACGAGGUGGAGAUUAUCAACAACAUAAGGCACAGAAAUCUGGUGGUUCUGAGAGGUUGCUGUGUAGCCAGCGAUGACGUGGAAGGGCACCAGAGGUUUCUGAUCUACGAUUUCAUGCCGAAUGGCAGCUUGGACGACCACGUAUUUGGAAGAAACUGUAAAGUACCGCUGACAUGGCCGCAGCGGAAGAGUAUUGUGCUCGGGGUGGCCAAUGGUUUGGCUUAUUUGCACUAUGGCGUUCAGCCUGCAAUUUUUCACAGAGACAUUAAAGCCACAAAUAUUCUGCUGGAUGCCGAUUUGAAUGCUUAUGUGUCUGAUUUUGGACUGGCCAGAAUGAGCGUCGAAGGGGAAUCCCAUAUGACCACACGUGUGGCUGGAACCCAUGGCUACCUGGCUCCUGAGUAUGCGCUUUACGGGCAGUUGACGGAAAAGAGUGAUGUUUAUAGCUUUGGUGUUGUUGUGUUGGAGAUAAUGAGCGGCAGAAAAGCUCUGGAUACUUCUGUGGAGAGGUUUUCUGAUUAUCUGGUGACGGACUGGGCAUGGAAUCUUGUGAAAGCGGGCAGAACAAUUGAAGUUGUGGACCAGGGGAUAAGGGAAUCUGGGCCUGCAAGUAUCAUGGAAAGAUUUGUUCUUGUGGGAAUUAUGUGUGCGCAUGUUAUGGUGGCUUUCAGGCCUACCAUUGUUGAGGUUCUGAAGAUGUUGGUAGGGGAUAUUGAGAUUCCUGAAAUUCCAGACAGGCCUUUGCCCCUCACGCACCAGUCUGUUGAGUAUGGUGAUGGUUCGUUGAGGAUUUCUGGUAGUUAUACUUACUCGCCUGUAAGUCAAAACAAAUUGCCCAGGAGGACUGUAGAAAACUAUAAGUAACAUAUGCUCCAGAUUUUACUUUGAAACAUCUGAACAAGAUCCAUAUACACCCACCCUGGAAUUAGACUUCAGUAACUAAUUGUAGUGAUAAAAGAAUGAUAUACACAAUUUCUGAGUUUUAAAUUUGACUGGCACCCAUGCCUGUCAAACAGUUGAUUUUUGCCGUAGUUAUGGCCUUAAAAAAGUGUUAAUCUAAUUAUUAUAUUUUUGCA